UGUAUCUGCUUCCCCAGAAAGGAGCUGUGCGAAGAAUCUUUGCCCUCUAGGAUAGAGAUGGUGAGUGUGGGAGUCAGCACAGAGCCCUGCCGUGCCAGGUGGAAGGUAGAGACAGAUGAAAUUGUCCUACAGCGGCGGCAAAAGCAGAUAGAUUAUGGCAAGCGCACACCUGGUUACCAGUGCUUUUUGCAGCAGGUCCCCAAGGCACAACGACAGCCAGGACUUCAUCCUCAAACACCAGACAAAAACAGAAGGUAUAGCCGCCGUUCCUGGGAUGCCCAGGUCAGGCAGUGGAGAAGAGCCCUACAUUCCUGGGACCCCCCGAGCCAGCCUCUGCAGUGCAGGGGGGAUGAGGGGCAGGGAAUGGAGAGUCUCUUAGAACCAAUGGAUUCCACCCCUUUGGGUGACCUCCUGAAUGACUGGCUCCAGCCCCUGGAAGCCUCAGAGAAUCUGGAUGGAGACCAGAAGAGAGGCCAGUUUGCAGACUUGGCUCCUCACUCGUCGCUUCCCUGGCUCUGUGAAGAUCAUACACACUGGUUCUACUUUCUAACUGAUCACAGUUACUUAUCUGUCCCACACUUGAGUGGGGUACAAAAUAUUUAG
Pteronotus mesoamericanus is the source of this 603-nucleotide messenger RNA. RefSeq names its product oocyte-specific histone RNA stem-loop-binding protein 2-like. The annotation marks the transcript as partial. Lineage: Eukaryota; Metazoa; Chordata; Mammalia; Chiroptera; Mormoopidae. Gene Ontology annotation, biological process: mRNA 3'-end processing by stem-loop binding and cleavage; mRNA transport. The record is from RefSeq and is a predicted model, not a curated record. The transcript has 5 exons. Gene Ontology annotation, cellular component: cytoplasm; histone pre-mRNA 3'end processing complex. Gene Ontology annotation, molecular function: mRNA binding; histone pre-mRNA stem-loop binding.